GUAGCAGAUCACAUCAGGUUGCAGGCGCGCCGCUUAUGUGUGUGAAAAAAUGCACAUUUGACGCGAAAUUUUCAACGUAUAAAUACCAGUGGAGUGAUUCAGUAGCUGCGUUGACGCAACAUAUUUUCUAUUAAAUUCUUCAAAAAUGAAUAUUUAUAUAUAUUGUUUGCUGCUUGCAAUACUACACCAAUAUCAGCAUAAACUUGCCAGCGGCCAUUUGAGGCCUUUAUAUCCCGAUACAGAUAGCGAGGAGGAUGAAAGCGAAAAAGGUGGUGCGCCAAAAAUAUUGCCUUUGCUUAGACCCUCACCGCCCAAUCUAGACAAUAACAGAGCGCCACCAACCAAUCGCAGAUACCCAGAUCAACAGCAUUUUUGGCAACCUCCACCGCCCACCGCUACACAACACUAUCCUACUGAUAAACCGGCACUAAUCAAUGUCACUGUAGUUGAUUCUGUCGCUACGGCUAGUGCCUACAGCAGCGGCAGCUAUGAUGAUGGUAGCAGCAGCGUAAACGGCAGCAGCACUUUCGUACCAUUAAUACGUAACAGCAGCACGGAAUUCGUUCGUAAUUCCAGCGCAACACCAACGUCCUCCUCAGUGCAAUAUUGCGAGCCGGAAGUAUUCGAACAUGAUUACAUCAUCGUUGAAAAUCUCACGCACCCCACCACGAAUAUUUGGAAACGGGCACGCGUCGGUGAGCGCGCUGGCCUACGGGAAGUUUGUCUACAGUCGAACGGUUUGCCGCUAACGCGCUUGUGUCGCUACAAUAAGCAAGAGCAGCGCGCCGAAUGGGAGGAUAUCAGCGCCUGGCCGCGCGUUUCCUGCUUGCGGCAUGCACGUGAAUGCAUACUUAGCGAUAAACUUAACAGACUGCAUGAACGUUUGUUGGAUAGGCAGGCGUUGGACGAUGAAGUAACAAAGCGCAGAGAAGUGACUGGACAACUGUACAAAAUGUUGCGUGAGACUAACUUCAACUUGUUGCCCGCAGAUGUGCACUUAACUUCGCAAAUAUUGCACGAGGUGGCCGUCGCAUCGCAGGAUCCUGAGUUGUCGGUGGAUAUGGUUAGCAUAUGCGACCGAUUGAUGACGAGCGAUCCACAUGUUUUGCGCAUUUCGGCAAACUUGAAUGCCACCAACUCAAUACUGGACACUUUCGAACACUAUAUGGACGCGAUGUCUGCGCGCCAAGUUCCAAACGAAAGCUGCGCGAGUACAUCGACAACGACAAUAGUUUCACGUCCCAGUGACGAGUCGAGCGAAGAUGUCGCAAGCGGCUACUCAAAUGCCAUUGAGGAAGUAAAAAUGGGGCAUUUAGGUAUUCGCGCACAUAUUUCGGCAAACAUAAGUGUCUUUUUUGUAAAUCCGAGUUGUGCAAACAUAUCCGGCAUAGCGUGUACGCGCCAACGGCAAAGCGAACCAGGAACAAAUGCCACGCAUGCGCUCCUAAACGCAACGGUGGCGAAUUUUCGUUACCGUUUCAUCAAUAUGAACGAAUCGGUUUCGUCGUUGAUGCAGGAACCCGGCCUACAAGUAGCGGGAUAUUUGCCAACGCGCUUGUGGGAAAAAGUGCGCACAACGCUGCUGUCGGAGGGUCUACCGUUGGUGGUAUUGAAAGUUUAUGGACACGACGCGCUUUUUGUAGAUCCGGCACUAAUACUCACGCGCAAACCAUUCAGCAAAAUUCUCUCCAUCUCCAUACCGGGCUACAGACAAAAUUUUCCAGAGCCACUGCCAUUUCUGUUGCGUAAUCGUUUCGAUUAUAUGGAUCCGUCACUCAUAGCGCAACCGGGCACCGGUUGUGGCUACUGGAACUACACUACUUGGGUGAAUAAUGGUGUGCAGACGGAUAUCGAAGAUUUGCUGAAGCAAUCCGUAAUUGAGUGCCAUACACAUCACUUGACGCAAUUCUCAUUCCUAUUGGGCGGCACCUAUAAGCAGGUCGACAUUAGCAACGAUGUGCUCAUAACACCAAUACAUAUGCGUGCUUUAGACAUAAUUUCGCUGGUGGGUUGCUCACUUUCGCUGGUAGGACUGUUGGGGAUUUGGAUCACAGCAGUAAUGUUCAAGAGUUGGCGCGCACUCGCCUCCACUAAAGUGCUGCUAAACCUCUGUGUGGCGCUAACGCUGCAAAUUGUGCUUUUCGUAUUCGUCAAUACAGAGGAUAUGUCCGCCGAGCUGGUCGAAGAUCGUCUAUAUAUAAAUUGCAUAGUGCUAGGUGCCUUUAUGCAAUACUCAAUUUUAGUGCUAUUCGCUUGGAUGUUAAUAAUUGCGAUGCUACAAUUUCAGCGUUAUGUAACCGUUAUCGGCAUUGAGCGACCGAAAAGAUAUAUACUUAAGUCCUGUUUAGUCGCAUGGGGCAUACCGCUCAUACCCACUAUCCUGGUAGUAUGCAUAGAUCCUAAAACUUACAUUCCCUCCGAAUACGAAUUGCAAACAAAUACCGGAAUUUGCUAUCCCAGCGGGUUGUCGUUAACGCUUGGCAUCGUAGUGCCAAUAUCAAUUGUUGUGGCUGCCAAUCUCACUAUUUUCAUCUACGUUUUCUACAGCAUAUCGCAUACACUGAAUCAAGCAAUGCAGCGCAACGAGAAGAAAAUGAUCAUAAAGCAGAUACGCUUGUCGGUGUUGCUCUUUUUUCUGCUCGGCAUAUCAUGGAUUUUUGGCAUUUUUGCAUACAUGCAGGCCGGUAUCAUAUUCUCCUAUCUCUUCUGCCUCACUGCCACCAUGCAAGGAUUUGUGUUAUUCAUAUAUUUUGUGCUCAUAGAUGAAAUGCCUCGCAAUGCUUGGCUAAACUUGUUGUAUCCUUACCGCAAGAAGAAGAGCAGCAAAAGAGCUACGGAACUACAAUCGAUGACAACUUCAACGGGUCUGGAAAGUGGUUCGUGUUCGCGCGACGCUAUACCUCGCGAGCGUCGAAGGGAAAAUAUAAAUGGACACUCCACACCAAAGUCACCGGUGGGUGGUGCUGGGCAGGCUGAAAUGUGAAAAAUUCGGUCAGAAGGUGCAUAUGCAAGGAACAUAGACUGAAAGAUUUUACCCACACAUGCAUGCUAAAUACGCUGGCAAUCAAAAGUGAGUCAAGUUAGAUUUUUUUUUUGUUAUCUUUUUUAUCAAAAUAUAGUUCAUGCUUUAAUCGAAACUACAUAAGUCAAAUUCUAAAAGUUUAUACAGAACGUAGAAAAAUUCAACAAAUUUGCAUCUAAAUUUUGAACUUUUUAAUCUGAGUUUUUAGAAAAACGGUUAUGUAAUUCUGGUGAAGCAAGUGAAUGUUUUAGGCGGAUAAAGAACUGCGUUGAUUUUUAAUGAUUAUUUUUUCGCCGGAUUUUGAGGUUUUAUGCAUAUGAUAUGUUUGAAAAUGGUCUUGCGCAUUUUAUUCUACAAGAAAUUCCCUUUUUAAAUGGUACAAAGUGGAAUAAGAAUCAGCAAUAAAAAUCAUUAAAAAUCAACGCAACUCGGGUUAAAAAGUUUGA
This is a messenger RNA of Rhagoletis zephyria (snowberry fruit fly), 3468 nucleotides long. It is a transcript of the gene Mayo, whose product is annotated as mayo. The record is from RefSeq and is a predicted model, not a curated record. Gene Ontology annotation, biological process: G protein-coupled receptor signaling pathway; cell surface receptor signaling pathway. Gene Ontology annotation, cellular component: membrane. NCBI's taxonomy places the organism in Eukaryota, Metazoa, Arthropoda, Insecta, Diptera, Tephritidae. Gene Ontology annotation, molecular function: G protein-coupled receptor activity.